Messenger RNA from Nothobranchius furzeri (turquoise killifish), 978 nucleotides. RefSeq names its product elastase-1. Lineage: Eukaryota; Metazoa; Chordata; Actinopteri; Cyprinodontiformes; Nothobranchiidae. Gene Ontology annotation, biological process: proteolysis. The record is from RefSeq and is a predicted model, not a curated record. Gene Ontology annotation, molecular function: serine-type endopeptidase activity.
ACACACCGCUAUCAGCCGAAGCCCACCUGAGGGUAUAAAAGGGUCGAUUACAGGGAUCUCAGAAGCAGAAAGUUUCAGGUGACCUCAGACAUGCUCAGGUUUCUUCUUUUGACCUCUCUCGCAGCCCUGGUGCUGGCUGAGUUUCAGCCUGAGCCCAGGUUUCUGGAGGAUGAGGAGAGAGUUGUGGGAGGAGAGGUGGCCAGACCAAACUCCUGGCCCUGGCAGAUUUCCCUUCAGUACCAAUCUGGCUCCAGCUUCUACCACACCUGUGGAGGAACCCUGGUCAGACAAGGAUGGGUGAUGACUGCUGCUCACUGUGUGGACAGAACCAUGACUUGGCGUGUUGUUCUUGGAGACCACAACAUCAACUCCCAUGAGGGCAGGGAGCAGUACAUGAGCGUGAGCCGUGUGUACGUCCACCCCAACUGGAACCCCAACAACGUCGCUGCUGGGUACGAUAUUGCUCUGCUGCGUCUGUCUAACAAUGCUGUCCUCAACAACUACGUCCAGCUCGGCAGCCUGCCUCCCACCAACCAGGUUCUGCCCCACAACCACAACUGCUACAUCACCGGAUGGGGACGCACCCAGACUGGUGGUAACUUGUCUGCUCAACUGAAACAAGCCUACCUGCCUGUUGUUGACUACAACACCUGUGCCAGCUCCGGAUGGUGGGGCAGCACUGUAAAGAACACCAUGGUCUGCGCUGGUGGUGGAAGUGAGUCCGGCUGCCAGGGUGACUCUGGUGGCCCUCUCAACUGCAACGUCAAUGGUCAGUGGGUCGUUCAUGGUGUGACCAGCUUUGUGUCUUCCUCUGGCUGCAACGCCUACAGGAAGCCCACCGUCUUCACCCGUGUGUCUGCUUACAUCAGCUGGAUGAACAACAUCAUGGGUUGAGAAGAGAAAUGGUCUCCAUGGAAAUAAAAGAAGACUCUGAAUUCAGUUCUCCGUCCAUCAGAAUAAAGUGUUAUUUACACAAAA